Messenger RNA from Cercospora beticola, 2934 nucleotides. RefSeq lists its product as uncharacterized. Gene Ontology annotation, molecular function: transmembrane transporter activity. NCBI's taxonomy places the organism in Eukaryota, Fungi, Ascomycota, Dothideomycetes, Mycosphaerellales, Mycosphaerellaceae. Gene Ontology annotation, biological process: transmembrane transport. Gene Ontology annotation, cellular component: membrane. The record is from RefSeq and is a predicted model, not a curated record.
UUGGGAGGAGCUCCUCCCAAGCUUGACAGGGAUCCUAUCUUUCGGGCCGGGGCAUUGCCGUGAGCGUCGGCCUUCGUACUCCUCCUCAACUUCACUUACCAUCGACAAGCAUUAGCGGAGUCCCUGGAGUACAAUCGGCUUCCCAGAAGUACUUGCUGUGCGCCUUAUCAUCAGAUGAGGAGGAGUUGCAAGGCAGACGGCAUUGGGAAUGGCUAGAGUGUAGACGCAAGCCACGUCCUAUCCGAGGGUCCGUAUCGCGCAGUAGGUAAUGUAUUGAUAAGUGAUAGUCAUAUAAGGUUCACCAAGAGUGUGUUGUGUAGUAUGCGAGUGAGGUAUCUCUGCCUCUUUCCGAUACACUUCUCUUCGCUCCACGAACAGUCAUGGCCAGCGCCAUCUCUUCCCAGCCGGACAAGGGGCCCAGUAUUGCUGCAACUCCUGGAGAGGUCGACGCAGACAAGAAACCUCAGCUUGAUGAAGGCGAAGACAACGUCAGCACUGUCGGCGUUGGAAUGUGGAAAGAUCUCAGCCACUUGCCCAAUCCUCGCGAACCCGCAGCAGUCCACAAUCUCAGCCAUGAGGAGAAUGCCCGCCUCAACCGGAAACUGGUUCGCAAGAUGGAUCUCAUCAUCUUACCAACAAUCGGAAUUCUGUACAUCCUCAACUAUAUCGAUCGUCAGAACCUCUCUGCUGCCAAACUGCAAGGCAUCAUGGACGACUUACAGAUAAACGAGCAACAAUUCGCUACAGCAAUCUCCAUCUUAUUCGCAGGUUACCUGCCUUUCCAGAUUCCCAGCAACCUAAUCAUCACCAAGAUUUCGAGACCAGGAUUGUACAUCUGCUCCGCUGCAGUGAUUUGGGGCGCGAUCUCGGCGGCGACAUCUGCUGUACAGACAUAUGGCCAGCUCCUGGCAGUACGAUGCGUGCUUGGAAUUGUAGAAGCGGUUUUUUUCCCUGGAGCGAUCUACUACUUGUCUGCGUGGUACACGAAGAAAGAGCUUGGAAAGCGUCUUGCUGGACUUUAUAUUGCGCAGCAGGUGGGCAACGCAUUUGGCGGACUCUUCGCUGCUGCUAUACUCCAGCUUGAUGGAACGCAUGGGAUUGCGGGCUGGCGAUGGCUGUUCAUUAUCGAAGGUUCUGCGACUGUAGGAAUCGGUCUGAUCUUUGCCUUCAUUAUGCCUGAGUUCCCUCACAAUUGUCGCAUGCUGUCCACAACCGAGCGAGAAUUGGCGGUCUGGCGUAUCGAAUCCGAAGCAGGAGCGGCAGAAGGCACGGAAAAUGAGAGUGUCCUCAAAGGCUUCGCUGCCGCGUUAUCGGAUCCGAAACUCAUCCUACUCAUCCUCUGCAACAUGUUCUCCCAAGGUCAAGGCUCCAUCGCAAACUACUUUCCGUCUCUAGUAGCUUCGCUCGGCUACUCGCGAACGAUCAGCCUGCUUUUGACGGCACCGCCAUACAUCCUUGCCGGGUUUGUGUACUACGGCAUCUCCUUCUUCUCGGACAGGAAGAAUACGGUAUAUCCCAUCAUCCUGGUGUGUAUCGCCAUCGCCACUGUGAUGUACAUCAUUCCAAUGUCGACUCAAAACGUCGGAGCUCGAUACUUUGCGAUGAUGAUCCUGCCAUUCGCAUCAGUUGGACCACAGAUUCUGCUUUUCAAGACCAUCAACCUGCAUCUAGCACGGCCAGUCUCGAAACGUGCCGCCGCUUCCGCUCUGGUCAAUGCCAUUGGUGGGACCUCCAACAUUUGGUCAUCCUACCUGUACUACGCACCUCCACACUUCUAUGCGGCAUUUGGAGCGCUCAUGGGCUGCGCUUUACUUUUUGCAGCCACGAUCAGUGUUUACCGCUGGCUUGUGCUUCGUGAGAACAAGCGUCUUGAUUCUGACAAACCUGAACUCAUUGCGAAAGUCAUGAAGGGAGGAGUGACGCAAGAGAUGGUGGAGUUGAGAUGGAGGUAUGAGAUGUUCUAGGCUCAGUAAGCGUGAUACGAAUUCGAAUGCAGAUUUCCAUGAGAGAAUGAGCUUUGCUGGAUUGAAAGUUCAUCUCAAGCUUCCCGAAAAAGCUCCAGUACCAUCCGUCUUAUUCGUGUUGGGGAUGCUGGCUUGACUUGUCAAUUGCGGCUAAUGGUGCCGCUCGUCCUGCCAGGUCUUAACCCAGACGACAGCUUGCAUCUUCCCGGGCAGAGCUUCUUCACGCCUGCUGUCUUGUCUGCAAUCAACUGGUUAGGGGGGCCAAGACAGGUGCCUCUGUAGUUCCGAACGCCAAGAUCAUAAAUGUCGGCAUGACUGUGGUAGAGAGAAGACGAAAGGAGACGGAAGAUAGAAGUUCGCCGAUGGAGACGAGCGAAACGACAUCGCCGAUAAAAUCGCCGCAAAAACGUUUGUCCGAUCCCGACCCUGCGUCAUCCUCCAGCAAGGUUGAGAAGGAGAGUGGUGAUGUUCCACGACAAUCUCCAAACACCUCAACAUCAGCACACACAAGGACAAGCGCUCUAUCGGGCUGACCAUCGGCAGGCAACGGCAGCAGUCUUUGUCCAAUAUGGCUGACGAAAACACCCCGGAGACAUGUUGGACGCCAGGCAUCGUGCAUAUCGCCCAGAUGCCUCUCGGCCCAUCUUCACUCAUCUUUUGGUGACUGAACGCACUUGAUUACAAUAUCACAGCUCUGCAAUACCGUAUACCCAAAGCUGUAGCGGUCGAUCGUGGACGCCAGCUACCAGGUGCCGUCGAAACAAGCGCCGUCGGACAUACGAAGCGGCCGCUCGGAUUACGAAGCACAUCCGCAGCCCUCACCCACAUUGUUCCGCUGACUACACAACCAAGCCUCACAAAAGGAGCGCCAAGAUCACAUGCUGACGACCAAGCCUACCACAUACCGGCACUAGCACGUUUAUGCACAGCGCAUCACUUUACAUAGCCCACUAAUGCACUGCAUAGACCU